This is a messenger RNA of Radiomyces spectabilis, 908 nucleotides long. RefSeq lists its product as uncharacterized. The coding region runs from base 182 to 586 and encodes 134 amino acids. Gene Ontology annotation, biological process: extrinsic apoptotic signaling pathway. The record is from RefSeq and is a predicted model, not a curated record. Gene Ontology annotation, molecular function: CD27 receptor binding. The transcript has 3 exons. Lineage: Eukaryota; Fungi; Mucoromycota; Mucoromycetes; Mucorales; Radiomycetaceae.
GACAGUUUGGAACAAACAAGAGAAAGUUUGAGUUUCUUGGCAAGUGCUAUGCUUCUUUUUUUUCGCUUCCUUUCUCUCUUAUUUUUUGAAAUACCGAUAUUGGCGCCAACAUCUCGCCUCUGAAGAAAAAAGAAAGAAAAAAAAAAGUUUGGCCCACAGCGGGAUUGUAUAGUGUGGAAAAAUGACCAAACGACGAUUAGACGAUGGCGAAUUGGUCAAUGUCCUGAAACAAAAACAAAAGGAAGAUCCGUCAUUGAAAGCUUACUAUGCACAACAGACAUUCCAGCGUCUCAUGCAGGCGCAGCGACCGACGAAUGGAUCAUUAUCAACCUCAGAACCGUCCUACUUCUUCUUCAAUAAUGCUCAAGCUAAAACAACACCCUAUGCCAUGAACGGUGCGGGUCCAUGUUAUCGCUGUUCUCGCCAUCCUUCAAGUGAUCGCUGCGCGUUUUGCGAACAACUCAUAUGCGCAAACUGUGCCCAAACUUGCCAUAGCUGCCAAAACCAAUAUUGCACCACUUGCUCCGUGAUAGAUUAUUCAUCUUCAAUGGAAGCGGUGUUUUGCCUCUCUUGCAAAAACUCAUAAAACGCCUUGUCAUUUGGAAGACUACCAAAGGAAUUGAACAAAAGAUCAUAACCCGACUCUUUUGUGUCGUACCAAAAGGCCAUGGAUACUCUACCUAUCCUUUUAGCAUAUGUAGUGACAUUUACUUUCAUCCGAACCCACCAUUGCCUCGUUACACUUCAGGCACCUUGUACAGUAUUUUUUUCUUUCACGCACAUCGUUUCAAAAUAUCCUCUUUAUCUUGAUUAAAUCUAGCUUAUGUUUCUCUUGUUCAACUUAUUCCCGCAUCAAGUGCAGCCCGCGUCCACUGCAUCUGUAGCUUAUGGCAAGUGAAAGAGGGUAG